UACACAGCUGGUGUUAAGCUGGGCUCAGGUUUCAUUGGGCCCUGUCUGGCCUGAGCUCACUUUUUUCAGCCCCCCAGCCUGUGAUGCAAAGUAGCUUUGCGCAAUGCUGCUGCAGACAUGUAGAAAGGGCCCUCCGGUAGAAAGGGCAUAAAUCCACCUGCAGUCACACCACCCCAGGGGGAAGAGGUACCGUGGGGAGCUCGCCUGAAGAGUAACAGUAUCAGAGGGGCAGCAGAAGGGCGACACACACCAGGACAGAGGCAAUUUUUCUUUCAGCAGACACCGUGGAGGCAAUUUUCCAACAUGAAUCUGGUAGCAGAUCUUCUCUGUUUGUUGGCUUGCCUUACCCUGGUGACUUGUGACAGGGUCUACGUCCACCCUUUCAAUUUGUUUUCUUUCAACGAGAGUGACUGUGACAAGCCAGAAAAAUUGGUUCAGGAGGGAAAGAUGAAAACUAUUGUCCCCGUCUCCAUUGAGUCUCAAACCACACCUGCCUACGAAGAUGACUUGAAUGACAAGGACACGUUGGAACCCCUGAGCCUAAAUGGCUGGGGGAAGGAGGAACCAGGCUACAUGAAGGACUUGGUGUACAUCCUGGGAGUGCGGUUUUACAGCAUGCUGCGGAAAGCGCAGCAGGGCCAAAAUGUGCUUCUGUCCCCAACCAGUCUUUACAGUUCCUUGGUGUCUUUCUACCUGGGCGCCUCAAACCAAACAGCACUUGAUUUGCAGGGUUUGCUGGGACUUGUUCCCCCCUCCGGAAACCCUGACUGCACUUCCAGGGCAGUCGGAAGCAAUUUCCUUUCCAGCCUGAGGACAAUCGAAAGCCUCGUGAAGAGUAGGGACGAGGAGCUGCUCUUUUCCAAGACACUCUGCCUGUUCUCUGCCCCUGGAAUACCGCUAUUUGAACUGUUCAUGCAGGACUUGCUCCACUCUGCUGAUGCUUUCUACGCCCGAGCUGUUGACUUUACAAAUCCAAGUGAGGCAAUGAAACAAAUAAAUGCCUUUGUGGAGGCCAAAAGCGAGGGCCAAAGCAAGUGCUUACUGACAGACAUCGAUCCAUCUGCAGACCUGCUGUUUGCGGUGGACGUCCGCUUGGCAGUGAAGUUUAAGCAAGCCUUCCAGCUGAAAGAGCCUCAGGAGUUCUGGAUAGAUUCAAACACAAAUGUCUUGGUCCCUAUGUUGUCCAUCAUGGGGACAUUCCAGUACAAAACUGAUGCCAGUGGGACUUUCUCUGUGGUGGAAGUCCCCAUCAGCAAGACGGCACUGCUGGUGCUGCUGCAGCCCAUCAAUGGCAGUGACCUGGAGCACGUGGAGUCCGAGCUGACAUGGCAGUCCUCGGCCUGGCUUCAGCGGCUGUCCCCAAGAGAAAUUAAAUUAACGUUGCCGGUGUUAAGAAUAGAAGACAGCUCUGACCUACAGGAGCUUCUUGCAGAUAUGGAACUGCCGGCACUGCUGGGGAAGGGGGCAGAUUUCAGUAAAAUAAGCAACACCAAUCUAACAAUUGGAAAGGUAAUAAAUAAAGCCCUUUUCAAACUGACCAGUGAUGAAACAGAUCAGGCGGAAGAUCCUGCAGCACAGAAGGAAGAUGGGGUGUACCUGGAUGUAACGCUGAACAAGCCGUUCCUUUUUGCUGUUUUGGAAAAGAAGUCAAGGGCAAUGCUUUUCCUUGGCAGAGUAACAAACCCUCUGCAUGAGGUUUAAAUGCAAACACAGGGGAUAAGAAAGGAAGGGAAUGAUGCCAUUUCCCAUCACCGUUUUCUUAUUCAUCAGCUAUUUUUGUGAUGUUGUUGAGUGCUCUACUUAGAGAUGAAGCAGUUAGUGUUUGAAAUACAGCUUUUUGAAAGCUAACACAUUGCAGCAUUUCAUCCUCAUUCAUCAGUUUCAUGUGAGGUGACACACUCUUCCUCCAGCUUCUCUUUUUAUUCUCACUUUGUCUCCCUUUUGCUCCCAGCUCCCUUUUUUGAUGCAGUGGGGCAGGGCAGUGUUUCGAUGCAAGGCGUCAACUUUAAAAAAACAGUUCUAUAAGCACAAACAGCAUUUACUAUAGAAAGGUAUAGAAAAGGACCUCUUCAUUCUUUAAGAAGCUGUUUAAAUUUUUUGUUUGGUCAGUUUUGCAAGAGAGACCGCCUUUUACAUUACAGUGAAAAUUUUGCAAUUAUCCACAGAAAUUUCUAGCUUCAUCAGCAACAUUUUCCUUUAAAAAGCUGUCAACAGCACAGGCAGGCUUUGCUUGUCCCACUGAGACAAGAUUUUUUGCCUUGAAAGCAAAACCACGCUUAGAAGAAGUUUCUUCUUUCUGCAGCCCAGAUGGAUACAUUAAUUUCCUAACUCUAUGGAAAUGCUAAAAAUAGGGCUUGGUAGCAUUAAUGAACUGUGAUGGAUAAAUUCUCAGAGUGGGACAGAAUUAUCUCUGAUUUUUUUAAGGAGAAAAAAAAAAAGGCCUACUAUUCCAAUACAGUUGCAUUCCUUAGAUUACAUCCUAACCUGCAAGGCAUUUAUUACCACUUUGUAGGAAAAAAAGACACUACUGGAUAGAUCCCAGUUCUGUAAACUUUAACAAAUCCAAACCAUAUGUUCUUUAAAAAUAGCACUAAUGGCAGUAAUAUGUAUUAGUAUAAAUGGUGGAUGUGGUGCUGCUACUUGUAAAUAAAAUUAUUACAGUGGUCAAGUACAACUCUUAACAGAGUUUGAAAUAUUAAAGUGGAACCACAAAUUUUUAGAGGACUCGAACUAGGAACUGAGGAAUUGGGAGAUAAACCUUGUUACUAAGGAAAGCCUCCCAGUGAAACAAGGAUUUCCACCUCUCAUCUCUAGAUUUGUCUUUAGCGCUGAUGGCGUUUAGAAAAUAACUUCUUGGGCAUACGAUGUUAGAUGCGUCCUAUAGAGCACAGCAGUUCAUUAUCAUCCACGGUGCUCCAAAUGUCUGUCUAAUCUAAAUGCACUAAUGCCAGCAGCUUGCUAUCAGUGAUAUAUAUAUGACAGAUCCUUCUAGCUUAAUGGAAAAUGCUAUGACAUUAUAAAUAAGAUAAAAUAACACAAAUCCCAAGAAUACUAGGAUUUCAAGUGCUAUGAUAUAGCAUCCAUGUAUUUAUCCAAUCAUACUGUAUGUAUUUCAGAUGCUCUAACAUCUAAAUAUUGUACUUGUAUUAUGUACAGAAGCAAUUAACUACAAAUAUACAGAGAUGGAUAGAUGCAAAUAAACCCACUUCUAAGUUUC
Chiroxiphia lanceolata (lance-tailed manakin) is the source of this 3217-nucleotide messenger RNA. It is a transcript of the gene AGT, whose product is annotated as angiotensinogen. The transcript is spliced from 5 exons. Gene Ontology annotation, biological process: regulation of systemic arterial blood pressure by renin-angiotensin. Bases 304 to 1701 code for a protein of 465 amino acids. Gene Ontology annotation, molecular function: serine-type endopeptidase inhibitor activity. The record is from RefSeq and is a predicted model, not a curated record. Lineage: Eukaryota; Metazoa; Chordata; Aves; Passeriformes; Pipridae.